GAGCGGCGCCGCCAACGCCGCACGCGCAAACUUGGGCUCGCGCUUCCCGGCCCGGCGCGGAGCCCGGGGUGCCCGGAGCCCCGCCAUGUCGCGAUCCAACCGGCAGAAGGAGUACAAAUGCGGGGACCUGGUGUUCGCCAAGAUGAAGGGCUACCCACACUGGCCAGCCCGGAUUGACGAGAUGCCUGAAGCUGCAGUGAAAUCAACAGCCAACAAAUACCAAGUCUUCUUUUUCGGGACCCAUGAGACGGCAUUCCUGGGCCCCAAAGACCUCUUCCCUUAUGAAGAGUCCAAGGAGAAGUUUGGCAAGCCCAACAAGAGGAAAGGGUUCAGCGAGGGGCUGUGGGAGAUCGAGAACAACCCUACUGUCAAGGCUUCUGGCUACCAGUCCUCCCAGAAAAAAAGCCGAGUGCAAGAGCCCGCGCCAGAGCCUGAGGCCACAGAGGGUGAUGGUGACAAGAAGGGGAAUGCUGAGGGCAGCAGUGAUGAGGAGGGGAAGCUGGUCAUUGAUGAGCCAACCAAGGAGAAGAAUGAGAAGGGGGCACUGAAGAGAAGAGCAGGGGACCUGCUGGAGGACUCCCCGAAACGUCUCAAGGAGGCUGAUGACCCUGAAGGGGAGGAGAAGGAGGGUGAGAGACCUGUCCCUGUAGAGGUGGAGAAGAAUAGCACUCCCUCUGAACCUGGCUCUGGUCGGGGGCCUCCUCAGGAGGAGGAAGAGGAAGAAGAAGAAGAAGAAGAGGCUGCCAAGGAAGAUGCUGAGGCCCCAGGCAUCAGAGAUCAUGAGAGGUGA
This is a messenger RNA of Orycteropus afer afer, 790 nucleotides long. It is a transcript of the gene HDGF, whose product is annotated as heparin binding growth factor. The record is from RefSeq and is a predicted model, not a curated record. Gene Ontology annotation, molecular function: transcription coregulator activity; double-stranded DNA binding. NCBI's taxonomy places the organism in Eukaryota, Metazoa, Chordata, Mammalia, Tubulidentata, Orycteropodidae. Gene Ontology annotation, biological process: regulation of transcription by RNA polymerase II. Gene Ontology annotation, cellular component: nucleus.